AUGCUAGACACAGGCCAAGGUACACCCACUGCCGGCAGGAAUAAGGGCAAAGAGGCUUUCAAAAAUGAGAUAGUCGCGCUCAAAGCCCCUGCAUCCGCGGGACCUGAGCCACCAGCCGGGACCUCCCAGCCUUUACCGAGGACGAAGGGCCAGCUUACGCUACUGCUCGAGAGGGAGCAGAAUCGGUCUGUGGGUCAGGAACACUGA
Messenger RNA from Letharia columbiana, 207 nucleotides. RefSeq lists its product as uncharacterized. The transcript has a single exon. The coding region runs from base 1 to 207 and encodes 68 amino acids. The record is from RefSeq and is a predicted model, not a curated record. Lineage: Eukaryota; Fungi; Ascomycota; Lecanoromycetes; Lecanorales; Parmeliaceae.